Molecule: messenger RNA, 796 nt
Organism: Medicago truncatula (barrel medic)
Lineage: Eukaryota; Viridiplantae; Streptophyta; Magnoliopsida; Fabales; Fabaceae
Product: toll/interleukin-1 receptor-like protein
Exons: 2
Coding region: 60-761 (233 amino acids)
Biological process (GO): signal transduction
Source: RefSeq, a predicted model, not a curated record
CGCGUUAGUUUCGUUUCUUCUUUUAUCCGAUACUCUUCUUACUUCCAUUCUCUAUUCUCAUGGCACUGCAAUCAAAUUUCUCUUCCUCCUCGUAUGGAUUCACCUACGAUGUCUUCCUCAAUUUUAGAGGCUCUGACACUCGUUUUGGUUUUACGGGUCAUCUUUAUAAAGCUCUUUGUGAUAGUGGAAUUCACACCUUCAUUGAUGAUACAGAGCUUCAUAGAGGUGACGAAAUCUCACCAUCACUUAUCAAGGCAAUUGAAGAGUCUAUGAUAUACAUUCCAGUCCUCUCUAUCAACUAUGCUUCUUCUAUAUUUUGUUUGGAAGAACUCGUCAAAAUCAUUAAAAGCUUCCAUUCAGGGCAUCAUCAUAUUUUGCCUGUUUUCUAUGAUGUGCAUCCUUCUCAAGUGCGAAGUCGAACUGGGAGCUUUGGCGAAGCUAUUGAUAAGCAUAAAGAGAAGGGCACGAGUAGGGUGUAUGAAUGGAACAACGCUCUUAUACAAGUUGCUAACUUGUCUGGCUACCAUUGGAGCAGAGAUGGAAAUAAAUACGAGCAUGAGAUUAUUGGGAUGAUUGUUAAAGAAGUCUCCAACAAGAUCAAUCCUUCUCUUUUAUAUGUUCCUGAUUACCCUGUUGAACUUGAACCUCAUAUAACACAAGUACACCAACUUCUCGACUCUCAGUCGGGAUCAAGUUUUUAUCGUUGGUGUUUAUGGAGUUGGAGGUGUGGGCAAAACAACACUUGUACGGGUAGUUUAUAAUUUGAUUGCAUGCCAUUUUGAAGCUUUUUGUUUUC